UUUCCACAGCUGAUUGUGAUUGUAGCGCUUUACGGCGCAAGAUCCAAGUCACCAUCUUGUCAAAGGAAAGAUAUAGUGAUAUAGUAACUGGUGACCGAUAGUAGAUUUUCAUUCUUUUGAAGGUCAUACGCGGUUUACUUAAAUUACAAAAAUGAAACCUAAGGCAGAUCUAUUGACUGAAUCUGCGUGGAAGCAAUUGCAACAAUAUUUUGACAGCAAUGGUUCGAAAAUUAAUAUAUAUAACAUGUUUCAACAGGAUUCUAAACGUUUCGAGAAAUUUAGCUUGGAAUUGUCUACACCGCAAGAUGGACCUAUUUUGUUAGAUUAUUCUAAAAACAGGAUUAAUGAAGAAGUACUUGGCUUAUUAUUCAAUUUGGCUCGUGCACGAGAAGUAGAAGCUGCAAGAAAUGCUAUGUUUAAUGGUGAAAAGAUCAAUUUCACAGAGAAUAGAGCAGUUUUACACAUUGCUUUGCGUAACAGAAACAAUACACCAAUAUUAAUAGAUGGAAAGGAUGUGAUGCCUGAUGUUAAUGCAGUGUUAGAGCAUAUGAAAAAUUUCACCAACGAGAUACUGACAAAAGAAUGGAAAGGCUAUACUGGUAAACCUAUUGAAGAUGUUGUUAAUAUUGGAAUUGGUGGUUCUGAUCUAGGUCCUCUUAUGGUAACUGAAGCUUUAAAAGCCUAUAGUAUUGGACCGAGAGUUCACUUUGUUAGUAACAUUGAUGGUACUCAUAUAGUAGAAACUCUUAAAAAAUUAAAUCCAGAAACAACUUUAUUUAUAAUAGCUUCAAAGACAUUCACUACACAAGAAACUAUAACUAAUGCAACUACUGCCAAAGUGUGGCUUUUAAAAGCAUUGAAAGAUGAAGCUGCAGUCGCCCGUCAUUUUGUAGCAUUGUCGACUAAUGGACAAAAAGUUAAAGAAUUUGGUAUUGAUGUAAAAAAUAUGUUUGGUUUUUGGGACUGGGUUGGCGGACGUUAUUCAUUAUGGUCAGCUAUUGGGUUAUCAAUUUGUUUGUCAAUUGGUUUUGAUAACUUUGAAAAACUUUUAAGUGGUGCUCAUUUUAUGGAUCAACAUUUUUGCACAGCACCAUUGGAGAAAAAUGCACCUGUCAUAUUAGCCUUGCUUGGCAUAUGGUACCACAACUUUUAUAAGGCAGAAACACAUGCAUUAUUACCAUAUGAUCAAUAUCUACACAGAUUUGCAGCUUAUUUCCAGCAAGGGGACAUGGAAAGUAAUGGGAAAUAUGUUACUCGUUCCGGAAAGACUGUAAAUUAUUCUACAGGGCCAAUUGUGUGGGGGGAACCAGGCACUAAUGGCCAGCAUGCAUUCUAUCAAUUGUUGCACCAAGGUACAAAACUUGUGCCAGCAGAUUUCAUAAUUCCUGUUCAAACUCAGAACCAGAUUGCUCCGCAUCAUACGAUUUUACUUGCUAACUUCUUUGCACAAACCGAAGCUUUAAUGAAAGGCAAAAAUGAGAAUGAGGCUCGAACAGAAUUGCAAAAAUCAGGAUUAAGUGCCGAACAAGUAGACUCAAUAUUACCACAUAAGAUAUUUGAAGGAAACAGACCAACAAAUAGCAUUGUGGUAAAGAAAUUAACACCUUUUGUUCUUGGUGCUUUAAUUGCCAUGUACGAGCAUAAAAUUUUUGUACAAGGAAUCAUCUGGGACAUUAAUUCAUAUGACCAAUGGGGUGUGGAAUUGGGGAAACAAUUAGCUAAAGCGAUUGAACCAGAGCUGACGAGCGCAGAAAUUAUCACAACGCACGAUUCAUCAACUAAUGGCUUGAUAGCAUUUGCUAAACAGCAUAAAGCCUAAAUACCUAUUUAGUGAUGUUCUAUUGUAAAAUGUUUCAAAUAAGUAUAAUCGAAUAGCUCUAUUCCAAGUUGCAUCAGUUAAUGUAUAUUAGAGUGUUUAUGUAGUUGGUGAAAAAAAUUGUAAAAAUAAAUAAAAAUAUAUAAUUUUAGUUA
Messenger RNA from Nylanderia fulva, 1971 nucleotides. Lineage: Eukaryota; Metazoa; Arthropoda; Insecta; Hymenoptera; Formicidae. The record is from RefSeq and is a predicted model, not a curated record.